This is a messenger RNA of Paramormyrops kingsleyae, 3528 nucleotides long. The record is from RefSeq and is a predicted model, not a curated record. NCBI's taxonomy places the organism in Eukaryota, Metazoa, Chordata, Actinopteri, Osteoglossiformes, Mormyridae.
UUCUCAAAUCCAUUUUAAAAUGUUCUCCUACUGAUGUGUGUCUUUCUUCCAAUAGAUUAUCACUCCCUGUCGAAAGCUAAUCCUGUGUGCAGAGAAUCGAAAGGAAAUGGAGGACUGGAUAACAGCAUUAAGGACAGUGCAGAACCGGGAAUACUUUGAGUCCACACAGUAUAGCAUGGACCACUUCUCUGGUAUGCACAACUGGUACGCCUGCUCACAUGCCCGGCCCACAUAUUGCAAUGUGUGCCGUGAGGCCCUCUCUGGUGUCACAUCUCAUGGCCUGUCCUGUGAAGUGUGCAAGUUUAAAGCCCACAAGCGCUGUGCUGUCAGAGCCAACAACAACUGUAAAUGGAGCACCCUUGCAUCCAUCGGGAAGGAUAUCAUUGAGGAUGAGGAUGGGAUCUCAAUGCCACACCAGUGGCUGGAAGGGAACCUGCCUGUUAGUGCCAAGUGUACAAUAUGUGACAAAACCUGUGGCAGUGUGCUUCGCCUGCAGGACUGGCGUUGUCUCUGGUGUAAGGCUAUGGUUCAUACAGUAUGUAUAGAACAGCUGUCCAACAAGUGUCCUCUGGGUCAAUGCAAAGUAUCUGUCAUUCCCCCCACAGCACUCAAUAGUAUUGAUUCAGAUGGGUUCUGGAAGGCCUCCUGUCCACCCUCUUGCACAAGUCCCCUUCUUGUCUUUGUCAACUCUAAAAGUGGGGACAACCAGGGUGUCAAGUUCUUACGUCGAUUCAAGCAGCUGCUCAAUCCUGCCCAAGUGUUUGACCUCAUGAAUGGAGGGCCCCACCUAGGUUUACGACUCUUCCAGAAGUUUGACACAUUUCGGAUCCUAGUUUGCGGAGGGGAUGGCAGUGUAGGCUGGGUGCUCUCAGAGAUUGAUGCUCUGACUCUACACAAGCAAUGCCAACUAGGUGUUUUGCCACUGGGCACAGGGAAUGAUCUGGCACGGGUGCUGGGCUGGGGGUCCGCAUGUGAUGAUGAUACCCAACUACCACAAAUCUUAGAGAAACUGGAGAGAGCCAGUACAAAGAUGCUGGACAGAUGGAGUAUCAUGGUAUAUGAGACAAAAAUUCCACGACAGCAUUCCAGUUCAACAAUGGCAGAAGACUGCAAUGAUGACUCAGAGGUACAACAGAUUCUUACAUAUGAAGAUUCAGUAGCAGCUCAUCUGUCUAAGAUUCUCACUUCAGACCAGCACUCUGUGGUUAUCUCAUCUGCAAAAGUGCUAUGUGAGACAGUGAAGGACUUUGUUGCUCGUGUUGGAAAAGCAUAUGAAAAAACUCCAGAGUAUUCUGAGGAAUCAGAGGCCAUGGCCAAGAAGUGUUUAUUAUUGAUACAGUGUGGAGUAUUGAAGGAGAAGCUGGACUCGCUGCUCAAAACACUGAAUGAGGAGGCACAAGCAUCCACCAUUCUGCCCAGCCUUUAUCCCACAAUUGCCGAAGAACAGGAAAAAGGGGAGGGGCUCAUGAUGACUUCCCCAUGCAUCCCUCCUACACCAUGUUCUCCCCGAACCACCUCUACCAUCUUUACUCCACGGGAGCAACUAAUGUUGAGAGCCAACAGCCUGAAGAAAGCCAUUCGACAGAUUAUUGAGCAUACUGAAAAAGCUGUUGAUGACCAGAAUGCUCAGACACAGCAACAAGUUUUUUCUCUGGCAACAGAGGAGGAGGAUGAAGAUGAUGAGCGUAAUUCCCUUCAGUCUACUUACAGUGGGAGCACAUCCCAAAGCAUUAAGGCACGUCCCUCUGGAAGAGGUCUGAGGGCUGGGAUGACUGGGUUCCUCUCAAAUAGUUCAGUUAUCAGCCGACUGCUAGUGAAUGCAGAUUCCUUCAGCUGUGACCCAGAAAACUUCCAAUGCUACACAGAGAAAUGUGUGAUGAACAAUUACUUUGGAAUCGGACUAGAUGCAAAAAUUUCUCUAGAUUUCAACAAUAAGCGGGAUGAACAUCCAGAGAAAUGCAGGAGCCGGACAAAGAACAUGAUGUGGUACGGAGUCCUGGGCACCAAGGAGCUCCUGCAUCGUACAUACAAGAAUCUGGAGCAGAAGGUGCUGUUGGAGUGUGACGGAAGACCCAUUCCACUCCCCAGCCUGCAGGGCAUUGCUGUACUCAACAUACCAAGCUAUGCUGGUGGAACUAACUUCUGGGGUGGCACCAAGGAGGAUGAUACAUUCACUUCUCCUUCAUUUGAUGACAAGAUCCUGGAAGUUGUCGCUGUGUUUGGCAGCAUGCAGAUGGCUGUAUCACGAGUUAUCAACCUCCAACACCAUCGUAUUGCACAGUGUCGGACAGUGAAGAUCACCAUUCUUGGGGAUGAGGGUGUUCCAGUUCAAGUGGAUGGAGAGGCCUGGAUACAGCCACCAGGUUACAUCCGCAUCAUCCAUAAGAACCGUACACAGACCCUUACCAGAGACAGGGCAUUUGAAAAUACACUCAAGUCUUGGGAGGACAAGCAGAAAUGUGAGUUCCCUCGUCCUUCAUCCCAGCAUGCACUACCACCAGAGAUUGUGUCAGAGGAAGAGGCAGCUCAGAUCAACCUUUUUGGUCAGGCAGCUGGAGCCUUCAUUCACAGUAUUCGGGAAAUUGCCCAGUCGCACCAGGACAUAGAGCAGGAGCUAGCUCAUGCUGUCAAUGCCAGUUGUAAGGCUAUGGAUGUGGUUUAUGCCAAGUCCAAAAAUCCAGAGGGCCUGAAUUGCAGUUCAGUCGUUCAGAUGGUAAGCAAUGUUAAAGCCCUUCAUAAUGAAACGGAACUGCUCCUGGCUAGCAAAAUGUGUAUGCAGCUGGACCCUCCACAAAAAGAGCAAUUAAAUGGUUCCCUAACCAAUGUCACCCAGCAUCUUCAGAGGCUGGCAGACAUUGCUUGGCUUUGCCAGCUGAUUGAACCAGCAGAUGAGGUACACCUGAUGGAUUUGUACAAGCGAAACCGUAGUGGCAAGUUCCGUCUUGUCCCCAAGUUCAAGAAGGAAAAAAAUAACAAGAACAAGGAAGCUAGCAACACCCUUUCUCUACCAGUGAAUCAGUGGAGUACAGAAGAGGUGGCAGCCUGGUUGGAGCUAAUCUGUCUCUCGGAAUACAAGGAGAUCUUCAUCGGCCAUGACAUCCGUGGAGCUGAGCUCCUACACUUAGAAAGGCGGGACCUCAAGGAGUUAGGUGUGACUAAAGUGGGCCAUAUGAAACGGAUCUUACAAGGGAUCAGGGAACUGAGCCGGACCAAUAGCACCAACGAGGCCUAGUGUCUCUCUUCUGAGGCUGUGCAGCAGCAUGUCAUUUGUGCAUGACAUGGACCAAUUUGUAUAUCCCAUCAGGACAACAUGCAUGCCUUCACUAUUUCUCAUAUUUCUCAUCUUGAUUAAUGACUGCUGGAUUUAGUAUUUCUGUUGAUGCAGCAAGUUGUCCUCACACCAGAAUACAGUGGUACCUCAGAACUUGAACUUAAUCUGUUCAGAACUGGGGUUUGAAUCCUAAAAAGUUUGAGUUCUGAUCAAAUUUUCCCCAUAAGAAAUAAUGGAAAAGCAAUUGAUUGGUUCCC